Messenger RNA from Fomitiporia mediterranea MF3/22, 441 nucleotides. RefSeq lists its product as uncharacterized. Gene Ontology annotation, biological process: cellular response to phosphate starvation; phosphate ion transport. Gene Ontology annotation, molecular function: inositol hexakisphosphate binding. Lineage: Eukaryota; Fungi; Basidiomycota; Agaricomycetes; Hymenochaetales; Hymenochaetaceae. The transcript has 5 exons. The record is from RefSeq and is a predicted model, not a curated record. The annotation marks the transcript as partial. Gene Ontology annotation, cellular component: Golgi apparatus; plasma membrane; cytoplasm.
UUCCCGAACGCGAGAUGGUGGCUUGUUCGGAAAGUUGGGAGGCUACUCGUUCCCGGAACUCAUCCUGUUGAGGUAUGUCGCGUUCUGAGGUCGUCAUUUUCAAUUUUGACUGUGAAACGUUACGUCGAUUCGCGAUUAUAUACUCACUUGAUCAACGCUGGCAAAUAUUGUUCAAGUAUUCUUUAUUACGCAAUGUAUUAUUCCUGGAGGCAUCACAAUCGAGCUCAUGAUUACACGCUUGUUCUCUUCUGCAUAUUCGGGACGUUUGCUUCUAUCUAUACUUGUGCCUGGGACAUCCUAAUGGACUGGUCCUUCUUCAAACGACCUGCCCAGCACCGAUUCCUUCGAAAGGAACUUGUCUAUUCAAACCAUUAUUAUGUGCGUGUCUUUGUUUCCAUGUCAUUUGUUAUUGAAAUCGAGAAAUGUAUAAUGGAAUAUUAA